This is a messenger RNA of Ilex paraguariensis (yerba mate), 585 nucleotides long. The record is from the annotation of a GenBank genome assembly. Lineage: Eukaryota; Viridiplantae; Streptophyta; Magnoliopsida; Aquifoliales; Aquifoliaceae.
AUGAUAAUGCGACGUAACUGUUAUAUCCAACGCUUACUCAUCCUUUAUCCCCGUGACAUAAGUGGAGCCCGUAGCCCCACUAACGGUCAAACAUUUCCUCGUUGGAAGUCUCCGGUUCAGUCUUACCGGUCGUCAGGGAAGAUGCCUCGUCAUGAUGAUCGCCGUGGUGGUACGCGUCUGUAUGUUGGACGCUUGUCUUCGCGGACACGGUCACGUGAUUUGGAAGACAUUUUCAGCAGAUAUGGAAGAGUACGUGAUGUGGAUAUGAAGCGUGAAUUUGCCUUUGUGGAAUUUAGUGAUCCUCGAGAUGCUGAUGAUGCAAGAUAUAGAUUAAAUGGCCGGGAAGUUGAUGGGAGUCGUAUCCUGGUUGAAUUUGCAAAGGGGGAAGGGUAUGAUGCUCCAAAAGCAGAAGGAUAUGAUAGUGCCCCUGGAUAUCCAGGGGCACUAUCAUAUCCUUCUGCUUUUGGAGCAUCAUACCCUUCCUCUUUGGGGUCAUCAUACCCUUCUGCUUUGGGGUUGUUAUGUACUGAGGGGAUUUGUGCAAUUUUAAAUUGUCAAGCAUUCUUCUGUAGUAAAGGACAAUGA